Messenger RNA from Pistacia vera, 512 nucleotides. Its product is annotated as protein fluG-like. The transcript is spliced from 3 exons. Lineage: Eukaryota; Viridiplantae; Streptophyta; Magnoliopsida; Sapindales; Anacardiaceae. Bases 42 to 512 code for a protein of 156 amino acids. The record is from RefSeq and is a predicted model, not a curated record.
ACACCGUUUGACUCUCUGAAACUAUCAAGACUUUGGGAGCCAUGGACUUUUCAGAGCUACGAGAAGCCAUAGAGAAGGUUCAGCUAGUGGACGGCCAUGCUCACAGUCUUGUGGCCCUCGACUCCGCCUUUCCUUUCAUCAAUUCCUUCUCUGAAGCGCAGGGUGACGCCUUGUCUGAUGCUCCUCACUCCCUCUCCUUCAAGAGGAAUUUGAGGAAUAUUGCUGAACUGUAUGGCUGUGAAUCAACUUUGCAAGCUGUUGAAGAAUAUCGCAGAUCCUCAGGGUUAGAAUUCAUUAGCUCAGUAUGCUUCAAAACUGCAAAUAUCUCAGCUGUACUCAUUGACGAUGGAUUAAAGUUGGACAAGAAGCAUGACCUCGAGUGGCAUAAACGUUAUGUUCCAUUUGUUGGUAGAGUAUUACGCAUUGAACACCUGGCAGAGGAGAUUCUAGAUCAAGUUGAAGUAGUAGUUUGUAGUCUGGUGUUGCUGAAGUUUGUAGCCUGGUGUUGCUGA